UUAAAGUUGACCAUAUUAGAGACUACACUAAAUGUCAAAAUGGAAUUAUAUGGUAUUUGUGAUUUUCCUCUCUGUGCCGGGGAAUAUGGAAAGCAGUUUCGAUGGGCUACGUUUCGGGGAGUCAUACACACCAUAUCAUUUUCCCUAUAUUCCCGAUAGCUAUCCCACACCUCCGGCUCCUGUCCCUCCACCAAAACAACGGCCGCCACCACCACCUCCACCUCCACCACCUCCACCACCUCCAACUACAACACGUCCACCACCUACAACACCCACAUCAACUACAACAACUACACCAAUUAGGUCACCUCCACCGACUCCACCCUCUGCUCCACCACCGCCUGGUCCAGCACCCCCUGGAGAAUGGUAUCCGCUCCCCAUAUAUGGGAACCCACCACAAUUUGGAGAUCCGCCUGGAACGCACUUGCCAUCCAAUUCGCAGACCAAUUCAGGAUACCUCCCUCCCCCAGCGAUCUGCAAUCCGCCCUAUGAGCCACUGAAUCAAAUUGGACAUCCACCAAUAUCACAGACGCCACCCAAUUCAGGAUUCGUUCCUCUCCCAGCGAUCUGGAAUCCGCCUUAUGAACCACCGAAUGAAGAUGGACAUCCUACUGAAACACAGACGCCUCCUAAUUCAGGAUUCGUCCCUGCCCCAUCGAUCUGGAAUCCGCCUUAUGAACCACCGAAUCAAGAUGGACAUCCACCUGAAUCACAGACGCCCUCCAAUUCAGGAUACGUCCCUCCCCCAGCAAUCUUGAAUCCGCCAUAUGGACCACCGAAUCAAGAUGGACAUCCACCUGAAUCACAGACACCCUCCAAUUCAGGAUUCGUCCCUCUCCCAGCGAUCUGCAAUGCACCGAAUCAAAUUGGACAUCCACCUGGAUCACAGAUGCCUCCUAAUUCAGGAAUAUACCCGCCAUCCACCGGCUGGAUUCCGCCAUCUGGGCCAAUAAAUAAAGGUGGACAUCCACCAGGAUCACUGUCGCCUCCUAAUUCUGGAUUCCCACCGGGAUCUAUUCCGCCUCUUGGAUCACCGAAUCAAAUUGGAUAUCCACCAGGAUCACAGAAGCCUCCUAAUUCCGGUAUAUAUCCCCCAUCAACGGACUGGACUUUGCCAUCUGGGCUACCAAAUCAAGGUGGAAGUCCACCAGGAUCAAUGGUGCCUCCAAUUUCUGCAUUGCCACCGGGCUCUAUUCCGCCUCUUCGACCACCAAUUCAAGGUGGACAUCCACCAGGAUCACAGAACCCUCCUAAUUCCGGUAUAUACCCCCCAUCCACGGGCUGGACUUUGCCAUCUGGGCUACCAAAUCAAGGUGAAAAUCCACCAGGCUUACAGGUGCCACCUAAGUUGGGAUUGCCACCAGGAUCUAUGCCGCCUCUUGGAUCACCGAAUCAAAUUGGAUAUCCACCAGGAUCACUGAAGCCUCCUAAUUCCGGUAUAUAUCCCCCAUCAACGGGCUGGACUUUGCCAUCUGGUCUACCAAAUCAAGGUGGAAAUCCACCAGGAUCAAUGGUGCCUCCAAUUUCUGUAUUGCCACCGGGCUCUAUUCCGCCUCUUCGACCACCAAUUCAAGGUGGACAUCCACCAGGAUCACAGAAGCCUCCUAAUUCCGGUAUAUACCCCCCAUCCACGGGCUGGACUUUGCCAUCUGGGCUACCAAAUCAAGGUGGAAAUCCACCAGGAUCAAUGGUGCCUCCAAUUUCUAUAUUGCCACCGGGCUCUAUUCCGCCUCUUCGACCACCAAUUCACGGUGGACAUCCACCAGGAUCACAGAAGCCUCCUAAUUCCGGUAUAUACCCCCCAUCCACGGGCUGGACUUUGCCAUCUGGGCUACCAAAUCAAGGUGGAAAUCCACCAGGAUCAAUGGUGCCUCCAAUUUCUGUAUUGCCACCGGGCUCUAUUCCGCCUCUUCGACCACCAAUUCAGGGUGGACAUCCACCAGGAUCACUGAAGCCUCCUAAUUCCGGUAUAUACCCCCCAUCCACGGGCUGGACUUUGCCAUCUGGGCUACCAAAUCAAGGUGAAAAUCCACCAGGCUCACAGGUGCCACCUAAGUUGGGAUUGCCACCAGGAUCUAUGCCGCCUCUUGGAUCACCGAAUCAAAUUGGAUAUCCACCAGGAUCACUGAAGCCUCCUAAUUCCGGUAUGUAUCCCCCAUCAACGGGCUGGACUUUGCCAUCUGGUCUACCAAAUCAAGGUGGAAAUCCACCAGGAUCAAUGGUGCCUCCAAUUUCUGUAUUGCCACCGGGCUCUAUUCCGCCUCUUCGACCACCAAUUCAAGGUGGACAUCCACCAGGAUCACAGAAGCCUCCUAAUUCCGGUAUAUACCCAUCAUCCACGGGCUGGAAUUUGCCAUCUGGGCUACCAAAUCAAGGUGGAAAUCAACCAGGAUCAAUGGUGCCUCCAAUUUCUGUAUUGCCACCGGGCUCUAUUCCGCCUCUUCGACCACCAAUUCAAGGUGGACAUCCACCAGGAUCACAGAAGCCUCCUAAUUCCGGUAUAUACCCCCCAUCCACGGGCUGGAAUUUGCCAUCUGGGCUACCAAAUCAAGGUGGAAAUCAACCAGGAUCAAUGGUGCCUCCAAUUUCUGUAUUGCCACCGGGCUCUAUUCCGCCUCUUCGACCACCAAUUCAAGGUGGACAUCCACCAGGAUCACAGAAGCCUCCUAAUUCAGGAAUAUACCCACCAUCACCGGGCGGGAUUUUGCCCUCUGGGCCACCAAAUCAAGGUGGAAAUCCACCAGGAUCACAGGUGCCUCCUGGUUCUGGAUUGCCACCGGGAUCUAUUCCGGCUCUUGGAUCACCGAAUCAAAUUGUCCGUCCAACAGGAUCACAGAUGCCUGCUAGUUCCAAUCUUCGUCCUCCACAACCUUCUGAGCCACAAAAACCUAUCAAUGUGCCCAACCAGCCAGAUAAAAAUCCACCUGGAGGAGGCAACUUUAAUGUAAAUGACAUAAGCAUCGACCGGGCCAAUUAAAAAUUGUGCAACAAAAUUGAAAAGAAUUACAUUUUACUUUUUCAAUUGAUAAACUAAUAAAAAAGCGAUGCUCGUAAA
Messenger RNA from Drosophila sechellia, 3055 nucleotides. RefSeq names its product basic proline-rich protein. The transcript is spliced from 2 exons. The record is from RefSeq and is a predicted model, not a curated record. Lineage: Eukaryota; Metazoa; Arthropoda; Insecta; Diptera; Drosophilidae. Bases 32 to 2977 code for a protein of 981 amino acids.